This is a messenger RNA of Nicotiana attenuata, 1049 nucleotides long. RefSeq names its product GDSL esterase/lipase At5g62930. The transcript is spliced from 6 exons. The record is from RefSeq and is a predicted model, not a curated record. Gene Ontology annotation, molecular function: hydrolase activity, acting on ester bonds. NCBI's taxonomy places the organism in Eukaryota, Viridiplantae, Streptophyta, Magnoliopsida, Solanales, Solanaceae. The coding region runs from base 112 to 846 and encodes 244 amino acids.
CCAGUCAACCAAAGGACCCCUUAUUUCUUUCCCCCUCAUCUUGUGCAAUAGUAUAAAAACAAAAAUCAAAGAUUUUGGUUUGAAUUUCAGGAAAUUUUUGAACUUCUGAAAAUGAGGCCUCAAAUAGUAUUAUUUGGGGACUCCAUUACUGAACAAUCUUUUAGAUUAGGUGGUUGGGGUGCCGCUCUUGCUGAUACUUAUGUUCGCAAGGCUGAUAUAUUGAAUCGUGGCUACGGUGGAUACAACACCAAAUGGGGAUUGUUCUUGCUCCACCACCUAUUUCCACUGGAUGCUCCAACACCUCCUGUUGCUGCCACUAUAUUCUUUGGAGCCAAUGAUGCUGCUCUUUUGGGAAGAACCAGUGAAAGGCAACAUGUCCCACUCGAGGAAUAUAAGGAAAACCUAAGAAGAAUGAUACAACAUUUGAAGAAAUGCUCCCCGUCAAUCCUAGUAGUGCUGAUAACUCCACCACCAGUUGAUGAAGCAGGACGGUUUGAGCAAGCCAGGUCUAUGUAUGGAGACAAAGCAAUGGAAUUACCAGAAAGGACAAAUGAAGUGACAGGAGAGUACGCAAAACAAUGCGUUGAAUUGGCAAGGGAGCUAGGCCUCCCUUCCAUCAAUCUAUGGUCGAAAAUGCAGGAAACAGAGGGUUGGCAAAAAAAAUUCCUCAGUGAUGGCUUACAUCUCACAGCGGAAGGCAAUGCCAUUGUUCACCAAGAAGUUGUUAAAGCGUUCAAUGAAGCAGGUUUUUCUGCCCAAAAGAUGCCUUAUGAUGUCCCUCACCAUUCAGAAAUCGACGGACAAAACCCUGAGAAGGCCUUCCAGCUACAAUGCCCUGCUAUAUAACUCUGUCCUUUAUGUAUCAGUGAGAAACUAGUGUUCAAUAGUUGACAAAAUUAUCAAUUUCUGGGUGUGAUCAGCAAUUUCCAGCAAAAGGAUUUGGCCUUUGGAGGGUAAUGUUUUCAUUAACAGUUUAAAUAUUCUAAAAAUGACAGUUGAAUUCGCAUCUAUACUAUUUUCAUCAAUAAAAGAAUGACUUUUUGGAUGUA